UAAAAUUCAUAAGCUUAGCUUCAUCAUCACCAUCUUCUUCAUUCGGUCUUCAGCUUUCCACACAGAUCUUCAGUUCAGCUUUGAGUUUCAUUUCUUCUUAAUUGAUUGUGUUUAUAAUAAUAUAUAUACUUUUUUUUUAAAUAUUGGGUUUAAUAUUUUACUUGAUCUGGGGUGAAGAAUUGUUGGGCUUUGGGAAAAACAAAAAUUCUUGAUUUUCUGAGGAAAAUUAUAUGUGGGGUUUGAUUCAAUCGAGGAAAAGACUCGAACUUUGCAAAUUGUAAACCUUUUUUUCUGGAGCGAAAAUGUGUAUCUGGUAAAACUGUUGAUUUGAUCGAGAGAGAGAAAAAAAAGCAUUUUUAUCAGCUUCAGGUGGAUCAACUUUUUCCCUCUACCAUUGGAGAAGAAGAAGAUUAAAGGCAUUUACAUCAUAUAGUUACCUGAGCUUUGGACUUUGGUGACGAAUUGUUAAUGCUCAAUAUGGAGGUAUGUUGUGACAUUGCAUAAGUUUGAAACAGUCCAGGUGGAGCUGAGUGGACAGGUUACUGUUUUUGGAUAUAUACAGAAAGGCACAUAAUUGAGAGUGGAGGAGGUUGUCAUUACUUUGAUUUUGAUUUUAUUGUAUCAAAAUGGGGAUUCAGUGCUCCACACUCGUGCCAUGUUGCGUGGAUUCACAAGUUAAGGCAUCUAUUCUUGAAGCUCCAGAUGCUGAAAAUGGAGACAGAAAUGAGGCCAAUCAUGGGCCUGUAUUUCGUGAAUUUACAUUGGAGCAACUUAAGAAUGCAACAUCUGGUUUUGCUGCUGAGAAUAUAGUAUCUGAACAUGGAGAGAAGGCUCCUAACGUUGUUUAUAAAGGGAAGAUGGAGAAUCAAAUGAGGAUUGCUGUUAAGCGGUUUAAUAGAAAUGCUUGGCCUGAUGCUCGGCAGUUUUUGGAGGAAGCUAGAUCAGUUGGUCAGCUUCGUAACCAGAGGUUGGCAAAUUUGCUUGGUUGUUGCUGUGAAGGCGAUGAGAGGUUGCUUGUGACCGAAUAUAUGCCCAAUGAAACGCUGGCAAAACACCUUUUCCAUUGGGAAACACAACCGAUGAAAUGGGCAAUGCGACUAAGAGUUGUUCUACAUCUUGCACAAGCACUAGAAUACUGCACAAGCAAAGGGCGUGCCCUCUAUCAUGACCUCAAUGCAUAUAGAGUUCUAUUUGAUGAGGAAUGUAAUCCUAGGCUUUCAAGUUUUGGCCUGAUGAAGAAUAGUAGGGACGGGAAAAGUUAUAGCACAAAUUUGGCGUUUACCCCUCCGGAGUAUCUCAGAACUGGGAGAGUAACACCAGAAAGUGUUAUAUAUAGCUUCGGCACUCUUUUGCUGGAUCUUCUUAGUGGGAAGCAUAUCCCCCCAAGUCAUGCUCUUGAUUUGAUUCGGGACAGAAAUCUUCAGAUGCUAACAGAUUCUUGUUUGGAAGGACAAUUUUCUGAUGAUGAUGGAACUGAGUUAGUGCGGUUGGCAUCUCGAUGUUUGCAGUAUGAACCUAGAGAACGACCUAAUCCGAAGUCAUUAGUGGCUGCUUUGGCUCCUCUUCAGAAAGAAACAGAGGUUCCUUCACACUUAUUGAUGGGUAUGGCACAUAGUGCUACUUUUGCUUCAUUAUCUCCACUUGGUGAAGCAUGUUCAAGAAAGGACUUGACUGCUAUACAUGAAGUUCUCGAAAGUAUUGGCUAUAAAGAUGAUGAAGGAGUAGCAAAUGAGUUAUCAUUCCAGAUGUGGACUGAUCAAAUGCAGGACACACUAAAUUCUAAGAAAAAAGGGGAUGCUGCUUUCCGACACAAAGACUUUAGAUUAGCAAUUGAGUGCUACACACAGUUCAUUGAUGUUGGAACAAUGAUUUCUCCAACAGUCCAUGCACGGCGCAGUUUGUGUUAUCUCUUCAGUGACAUACCUCAGGAAGCACUGAAUGAUGCAAUGCAAGCACAAGUGAUUUCCCCCAUAUGGCACAUUGCAUCUUAUCUUCAAUCUGUUUCACUGGCUGGACUUGGAAUGGAGAAUGAAGCUCAAGCAGCACUUAAAGAGGGUACAACACUUGAAGCCAAGAGAAAUGCACAUGCUGGACAAAAGUGAAGAGUUUGUACAGAGACCAGUUUCUUGCUGAUUGUGUGUUCUGCAUCAUGACCAGUACACAACCCACAGCAUUGAUUAUAGAUUUCAUCUUGGAUGUGCAAUAAGAUGCAUCCCCAUCAAAAAGUUCAUAUUUGUGUGUCAUACAUGUGUUUUGAGGAGUUAUUGAAGAGACAAUGUUUUGAUGAGUGUUGAUAACACUGCUCCCCCUUUUCAUUGGGUAAAGCUUGGAUGUUGGUUUAGUUCUUACUAUGAUUUGAUUGCUGGCACAUGAAUCCAAAUUUAGCAUUAUCAUUAUAUUCACCCUUUUGUAACAUGAAAAAUAUGUGAUAGUGAAAAGCUGUGUUGUAAUGCUGAGUACUUUGUUU
Molecule: messenger RNA, 2467 nt
Organism: Gastrolobium bilobum
Lineage: Eukaryota; Viridiplantae; Streptophyta; Magnoliopsida; Fabales; Fabaceae
Product: serine/threonine-protein kinase BSK3-like
Exons: 11
Coding region: 627-2102 (491 amino acids)
Biological process (GO): protein phosphorylation; brassinosteroid mediated signaling pathway
Molecular function (GO): protein binding; ATP binding; protein kinase activity
Source: RefSeq, a predicted model, not a curated record